GGGAUCGCGAGGGAAACGGAACUUUGGUCGUCAGCGUAAGUGAUAAUGGUGAUCACGUGAAGAUUCAUAUGAUGGGGUGACAGGAUUGAGCGCAUUAAGGGCUGCAUGGCUUUUUGACAGAGCCAGAGUGGAACAUGCAUACGUGGGUAGGUCGUCUCCUCGAGAAGCUGGGAGAGCAGGCACCUGUCAGGAAUGAGGAGCUGAGGAAGUGCAUUUGAUUAUUGGCGGGCGUAACGAGGGGUUGGAGGGCAGAGGGAGGGAGGAAGGAGGGGUGGGAGGGGUGAUAGUGGAGAGGGUGAGUAGGAGGAUAGAGUAGGGGUUUAACGAUGACGUUCAUUCAGGGGUCAUUGAUGACCUGGAGUGGGCGCCAUCUCAUCAGGAGAAGCACGCGCGCAAUUAGAGGGCGAGGUGGUCCCCCCCCCCUCUUGGUUUCGCGGCAUCUUCGCUGUGAUGCUCCCCCCACAUGUCUUCGCAGAGACGUAGUAAGAGGGCGAGGUGGUCCCCCCCAAAUGCCAAAACAGUUCCCAGUGAUAGAGCCAUGGGUUGUGCGGCUGAGCUCUUCCUGUAGCCUGGGGAGAAGAUCAAUCUCGCAAGCGAAGAGUCUCUGGGAUCACCCAGAGAGGGGGGGGGAGGGGAGGGAGGCUUCCACCAUCAGCUGUCCGGGGAUCGAAUCCCACCCACUGAAGAAGGUUGAUGUGGACCAUGUAUCGUGGCGCUGGAAGAGGGAGGACGGAGCUGUCCCCUUCUUCACGGAAACGGAAUCUUGCCAUGUGGCAAAAAGAUCGCAUGGUGGAACAAACUGUUCGACCGCAUUAGCAGCGCCUUCGUCUUCUCCUAUAAUCUCUGCUUCUUCUUGUGCUGCUGCUGCUUCUCCUCCUCUUCCCCUUUCCACUCGCGUCUCUUUUGCUACUUAUGUACAGGUUUGCCCUGACUCAACACGCGUGCGAGGCUGCCGUGAUCCCAUCCCUGUGCGAUGGCUCUCCAUGUCUACUCCCUCUGUGUCCUCGUCGUCCUCUCCCUCGACCCCUAUUUCCCCACCUUCCUCCUCCUCCUCCUCCUCCUCCUCCUCGCCGGCACCGCGGGCGGCAGACGCGGCGUCUGUAUCUACCUCCUCCACAUGGGAGGCGUCUGAGAAACGAUCGAGACCCGGAGAUGGGAUUCCGGCCACGGCCACGGUGGCGGCGGCGCCGCCGGCGCUGGAUGAUAUCGCUGAGGCAUGUGACGUGGCAGUGGAUGAUUUGUCCAUCACCAAGGCGAAGGUGAAGCUCGCGCAGGAGAAAGCGGCUCUCGCGGAGGCGAGCGCGGGUUCCAAAGAGAAGGGACAGGUUUUGCAGCAGGCGGUGAAGCUACCGGUGGGCGUUUUGGCACGUGUCGUUCAGGCGGUUGUGCGGUUGGGUGCGGUUUUGAGAGCCAUUGCUGGAAUGAGUAGGGCAGAUUGGCAGAAGAAGAUUAAAGGAUGGAAGAAGGCGGCCAUAGCCGAAGCUCGACAUUACUGGCUAGGGACGAAAUUGCUGUGGGCGGAUGUCAGGAUCGCGUCCAGGUUAUUGAUGAAGCUGGCGAUGGGGAAAACGCUCAGCAGAAGGGAGAGGGAACAGCUUACGCGAACCGCAGCCGACGUCUUCCGCUUGGUACCCUUCGCGGUCUUCAUCAUUGUCCCAUUCAUGGAGUUUUUGCUGCCGUUCUUUUUGAAGAUUUUUCCAAAUAUGUUGCCGUCAACGUUCCAAGACAAGAUGAAAGAAGAGGAGAACAUGAAGAAGCGACUCCAUGUACGGCUGCAGUAUGCGAAGUUCUUGCAAGACACAGUGGCUGAGAUGGCGCGAGAAGUGAAGAGAAGCCGAACUGGAGAGAUGAAAAAUACAGCUGAGAGUCUUUCAGAGUUCAUUAAUAAGGUUCGGACAGGAAGGCGUGUUUCCAAUGAGGACAUUGUGAGCUUUGCGACUCUCUUCAAUGAUGAGCUAACACUUGACAACAUUAGCAGUUGGGGACUCCCUGCUGCAGCGCCCACCAAGGUGAUGAAGAUGGCUGCCACUAUAGCCAGGAUCAAAGAGGAUGACAAGCUCAUUCAGAGUGAAGGGGUGGAAUCCUUGUCUGAGGCAGAGCUUCGCGCUGCGUGCCGGCAGCGAGGUAUACUUGGAAGCAACAUGUCUGUUGAGGAGAUGAGGAGUGAGUUGUUGGAAUGGCUGGAUCUCUCUUUAAAUCGUUCCCUGCCAUCAUCUCUUCUGAUCCUUUCACGGGCGUUCAAUGUUGGUGAAGUUAAGCCUGAGGAGGCCGUGCAAGCAACCUUGUCAUCGCUUCCAGAUGAAGUUGUUGAGCUUGUAGGAAUGACAGCAUGCCCAAGCGAAUCUGCGUUAAAGGAGAAGGAGAGAAAACUUGAGAUUUUGAAAGAACAAGACGAGCUUAUCAAGGAGGAGGCAAAGAUGGAGGAGAGAAGGGAAAAGGAAGCCAAGGAGCUGGAGAGGGACAGGGCUCUUGAGGAGAUGGUGGAAUCUACUGCAGCAGAUGCACAGAAGGAGGCAACUGCAGAACUUAUGGACCAGAAGGAGCAGCUGUGCAAGUUGAGCAGUGCCCUUGCUGUUCUUGCUUCAGCAUCUUCAGUUUCCAAGGAACGGGUGGAUUUCCUGAAUCUUGUCAACAAAGAGAUAGGCUUGUACAACAGUAUGGUGGAAAAGGAGGGGACAGAGCAUGAGGAAGAGGCAAAGAAGGCUUACCAGGCCGCAAGAGAAGCAAGUGAUAGGGUGACCGUUGACAAAGAUCAGCUGGACGCUCUCGUUCACCCGGGAAGCAAAGUGUCUUCUGUGCUGAUUGAGAAGGUUGAUCGAAUGUUACAUAAGCUGGAAAAGGAGCUGGAUGAUGUGGAUCAGAAGAUUGGUGACAGGUUCAGGGUCUUAGAUCGAGAUUACGAUGGUAAGGUCACACCUGAGGAGGUUGCUGCUGCUGCUGCGUUUUUGAAAGACAGUCUCGACCAUGAGCCUCUUCAGGAGCUCAUUGCACGACUCGCUAAGGACAAAGAUGGAAAGAUUCUGGUUGAGGACAUUGUGCGGCUCGGGGCUGCCCAGGAAUCUGAUGGAUUGGAAAGUGAGCGCCAACCACAAUGAAGUUUGCCCCUGCUGGUCUAUCGCGGGAAAAGCAAAGAAACAUGUACGCAACUCGUCGACAUUGUACAUCUGCUCCAUCCACCAAUUGCUGCUUUCUAGGUCUUUGAAUUAUCGAGUUGAAGUUCUUGUACAACGUGCUUUGGACAUUGUGAUAGAAGAUUUUUGGUAGAGGGUAAGGCUUGACUUCCUGCUAAUCAGGAGUCUUUUUGUGGUGAGAGUUGGUCAGAGUUAGGAGUCUACGCCUGGUUGCAAUCCAUAUCAACCAGCAGUCCAUUUUUCAUUGUGAGAAGCCACUAACUGAACUAGCAUUACAUGCACAGCUCCUUUGGCAAAGUGUCGAAGCCAUUUUCCUGCUGAGUUUCAAUUGCUUAAGAAGUGAUGAAGUGUGCAGUCUCGACCAUAGUGAGGGGUCGUCGAAGUGGUGGUUUUUUGUGUAGAGGGUCGUGCGUUUGACUGCUUCGUGUACUUGCUGUUGUGUCCUAGCCUCCAGGUGUCUUGUGGACUACAUAUAUGCAGUCAAGUGGGAGAAAUUUGAGGUAGGGAGAAAGAGAGAUUUGGACGAGAAUGUUUCAGGUGAGAAAGUGGAAGGGACAGAGACGUAGGGAGAGGGAGAAGAAGAGUCGGGUAGUGAAGAUGCAUGUGCCGGCUGCAUGUGUAGUAUUGUGUACGUGCAAUUGACGAUGAUGGAGAGGUUUGGUGUGAAUGAUUGGUUACAUGCAGAACUGCUACCGUGAAUGGGUGAAUCUCGGCGCAUGGUUGUUUUUUCGACUGGCUUUGUACUCUUUUUCAGUCUGUAUUUGAGUCAUCGACCAGUACAUUUCCGCUCCUGUCCCUAAUGUUCUGAUCAAUAGUAUGUUUCAGCUUCUGCGCAGCUCCCUACCGUUUGGUGAACUGUCCGUUUGACAGUUUGACUGUCGUCUGGCAAGGCUGGACUGGGCGCAAGUUUGCGGUCUCCUAAAUACCAGCGCACCUUUGGCAGGAUUGAAAUUUUCUGCAGUUGCACCUGUUUCUGGGGUCUGAAUUCUUCAAGACAAGUCAAUUUUUUUAGCUUGACAAUCCAUGGUGGUCGCUGAGAAAUGUUGAGUGUCUCGCUCUUGCAUGUGCAUAUAUAACCUUGCAAAGUUUGGGUCGUUUUGGAUCUUCUUAACCUCUUUCCGAUUAUGUGCUGAGGGUCAAUACUUGAAACUCUGGAUGUUUUUUGACAGCAUGAGUCGUUCAGCCCACUGGCUUGAUAAUGGUGCCUGUGAUC
Molecule: messenger RNA, 4344 nt
Organism: Chara braunii
Lineage: Eukaryota; Viridiplantae; Streptophyta; Charophyceae; Charales; Characeae
Source: the annotation of a GenBank genome assembly